AUGAGUAUUCAGAUCCCUGCCACUAACAAUGCCAUCCACACAGUUGGCAUCGUCACUGAUGUCUUGAAUAUUUUAUUCUCCUCUACGAUUUUGGUUCUGAUCUUGAUUAAGACAUACAUUAAUACUCGGCAUGUGGUUCCUUCAGUGCAACAUAGAGGUGCGCAGGUGUUCAUACUCUUUACGAAGGAUGGUAUCCUACAGUUCAUAGGAACUAUAUUUGCCAACGUCACUAAUCUUGUCGCCUUUAGCAUCGGCCAGACGGGGCUGGGUGUGGUGACAUUUGUAGUAAAUGCGUUGAUUGUCGUCCUGGUAUCAAGGUUCAUCUUUAGCAUUCGCGCGAUCUAUACCCACGAACAGGGAGAGACAACGAUCCGUAACCAAAUGAGUCUCCAGUUCGCUGAUAUCAACGUGGAGCAGGAGGGCCAUGGGAUGUUAGAUAACGCUGAGGAAGACGACAACGAUCAGUCCAGGAUCUUCGCGGGCCGCAUUGGGUUCGAACGAAGUCCAUAUCACAUGAGCACGAGCUGGAGACCGCCAUGGGGUCCGGAGGCGAAUAUUUUUGACAUUGGCUUGUCCGCUCCCCUCACAGAAGACACAGAGGACCCGGACCUGAUACAGGACCAUUCAGAGUACUAG
Messenger RNA from Fibroporia radiculosa, 636 nucleotides. RefSeq lists its product as uncharacterized. Lineage: Eukaryota; Fungi; Basidiomycota; Agaricomycetes; Polyporales; Fibroporiaceae. The record is from RefSeq and is a predicted model, not a curated record. The transcript is spliced from 5 exons. Bases 1 to 636 code for a protein of 211 amino acids.